AUUCCCAUCCAAUGCGCGUAAAAAAAAUCUAUACAAAUUACAACAAUUGUGGCGGUGUGGUUCUGAAAUAGCGAGAGAGAGAGAGAAAGAGGGGCUCUUCUGAGCAAACUGAUACAACUCCACAGCUCAGCACAUGCUUCUCAUCUCCUCCUCCUUCUCUCUCUAGCCAUUCAACAUUACUCUCUCUCUCUCUCUCUCUCUAUAUAUAUAUCGACACAAAUACUUAUACGCAUAUAUACAUACAUAUAGAUACCAGCGGAGAUUUUAGCAAAUAGCAAUGGAAUCACCAGAUACUCGCUACGCUUCGUCUCCGGAGGCCUCGCCGAAGCAAUCUUCGACUCGCAACUCUCCGACUCGAGGUCUGUCACAAUUGUCAUUUUCAGAAACUACAGAGAAGAACGCAUACAUUAGGUUCCUUGUAUCUAAUGCUGAAGCUGGUUCAGUUAUUGGGAAGGGUGGCUCAACAAUUAAUGAUUUUCAGUCCCAGUCUGGAGCACGGAUUCAGUUGUCACGCAAUCAUGAAUUUUUUCCAGGAACAACUGAUAGGAUCAUUAUGGUAUCUGGAUCACAUAAUGAGAUACUCAAUGCAAUGGAUCUUAUUCUUGCUAAAUUUUUAAAUGAGUUUUAUGUUGAUGAUGGUGAUGAUGUUGACCCAAGAUCAAAACUUAAACUAAUAGUACCAAAUAGCUCCUGCGGUGGAAUAAUUGGGAAGGGUGGCUCCACCAUAAAAUCGUUUAUUGAGGACUCUCAAGCUGGAAUUAAGAUAUCCCCUCAGGAUAGCAAUUACCUUGGGUUGAAUGAUAGGCUAGUAACACUAACUGGUACUGUAGAGGAACAGAUGCGGGCUAUUGAUUUGAUUUUAUCGAAAUUGGCAGAGGAUCCUCAUUAUGCACAGUCCUUUAGUGUCCCAUUUCCAUAUGCAGGUGUUUUAUUUGCUGGUUUUCAUGGUAUUCCAUAUUCAUCUGUGAUUCCUUUUGCUGGAACAGCGGCAUACAAUGGAAUGAACUACGGGCCGAAUGGAGCCGGAGGAAAGUUACAGAAUGACAAGGGAGAUCAGAGUAACUCGGUGACUCUUGGUGUUGCAGAUGAGCAUAUUGGGGUGGUUGUUGGCCGUGGUGGAAGAAACUUGAUAGAAGUCAGUCAGGCUAGUGGGGCUAGGAUCAAGAUAUCAGAUAGAGGGGAUUAUAUGUCCGGGACAUCUGAUAGGAAAGUGACUAUCACAGGGUCACAAAGAGCAAUCCGUGUGGCUGAGGCCAUGAUAUCCCACAAAGUAGCAUCUGCUUCUGCCGCAGCUUCUGCUAUUGCUUCUGAGGAUUGAUGGGAGUAAUUGGUCUAGUUUUCUCAUCCAUUCUUCAGAAAUUUGUCAGUAAACUGAUAUGCCUUCAAAUUUCUAUAUCCCUUUUGUGGGUUUUUUUUUUGGGGCACAUGGUAGAUUAGUGAAAAUUGAAUCUCUGGCGAGAGACCAAAGACCCAAAAGUUUUUGUUGAAGACUUUAACAGAUUAUAAGAAAUAUUUCUCAAGAGUGCAAAAUGACCUUUAGUUAUUA
Messenger RNA from Camellia sinensis, 1546 nucleotides. Its product is annotated as protein BTR1. The record is from RefSeq and is a predicted model, not a curated record. Gene Ontology annotation, molecular function: RNA binding. NCBI's taxonomy places the organism in Eukaryota, Viridiplantae, Streptophyta, Magnoliopsida, Ericales, Theaceae.